This is a messenger RNA of Ctenopharyngodon idella (grass carp), 5906 nucleotides long. RefSeq names its product gap junction protein, alpha 2 (gene gja2). Lineage: Eukaryota; Metazoa; Chordata; Actinopteri; Cypriniformes; Xenocyprididae. The coding region runs from base 3501 to 4565 and encodes 354 amino acids. The record is from RefSeq and is a predicted model, not a curated record. Gene Ontology annotation, cellular component: connexin complex. Gene Ontology annotation, biological process: cell communication. The transcript has a single exon.
GAAAUUAUAGGUCUAAUUCUAGUUGGGAAAUAAUAAUUUUGAACUAAUUGCGAAUAAUAUUUGCAUUUGCAUUUAUUUUACUCAUUGGUGGUGGUGAUGGGGGGGGGGGGGGGGGUCUUAAAAUGAUUUAAAUGUAGUUAUAUUCACAUAAUCUUAAUUGAAAAAGCUAAAAAAUAAUAUUAAUAAAAAAUGUACAACAUUAACCUCAUUUUAAUUUUAGUUUAUUUUCUUUUUUUACAACUGAUGUAGUCUAUUAGAGCUUACAUCAGCUUACAUAAGAUCAAAUAUUGUCUUGGACAAAGGUGUCUUUAGAGUCAAAAAGGAUGAGAAACACUGCAGUAGAACUUAUAAUAAAAACAAUUUCCUGCAAUUCAUUUUCCUCUUACAUAAAUUUGUGCUUCUAACUGCUAUUGCUGUAUCAUAUAAGCCUACAAACAUCUCCACACUGUUGCCAAGUUUAUAGCAAUUCAGAUUCAUUAUGAUUUCAGGAUUUAUUUUUUUUUUUAAUUUAAAAAGUCUUUAAUGUCAAAAAGAGAUUUAGUUUCGUUUUACUUGUAUGUCUGUACAGGGCAUUAUCUCUAGAGGACUCUACAGCUUCAAAAGACCAACUCUCAAUAGAAACCACAGUGACUGUAAUGCUUUAUCCACAAUUGCAAGGUCAGCCUCUCUGAAACAGCAUUUGUCAUGUUGUUCAUGAAUAUAAUGAUGAGACAUUUUUUGAUGAAUUACUUUUUACAUCAUAAAUGUUUUAAUAGGUUAAUCUGUUAUUAAACUGCUUAUUAGUAGUAGAAUUUGGACUGACCUACAUUUGCUACAGAGGCCACCAGGUUCAGCAGGCAUAAUUAUUAAAUAAUUAUUAUAUUAUUUUUUAAAAAGAUGGAUACCAUUUGACUCCAGUUAGCAUUUCAGAUUAUUCCCAGGAUUCUAAUAAUACAUCCCAUUUUCAGGUGCAAACAUCAGCCAAUUAGAUAUAUUAUUAAAAUAUUUCAUAAACCUGUUUAUAAAAAAGUUUUGAGCCCUGGGUCUUCUGUCACCAGCCAGUCCAGAUUUUACCUGGGCUUAUAGGGAAUGUAAAAUAUAUUCCCUGUCAUCUGUCAGACCAUACAUAUCCUACAUUCCAAAUACAAUCUGAGACACACAGCCUUGUUUUUUUUUGUCCACCUCUUGCUCUGUAACUUCUAUUUGUUCUCUAUUUAGCGCUAAAAAGAGAGAAACAAAAAUAGAAAGACAAAAAAAAGAAUAUGUUUCAGUUAUUUUCCUUCAAAGGGAAGAAUGCAUCCGCUCAACUUACUGUCCUGUGAACUCUGCCAUUGGUCCUGACAGCUGUCACUCACUAGAGAGGCUCUGAGAAACAAGGCAGGUGGUACACUCUUCAAAAUUCUCCCUAGGGAUUGUGUUCCCUGCCAAAAUUAACCCCAACACACACACACACACACAUACAUGUACACAUAUAUACAGUGUAUUUGUAUGGGUCAGUCUUCUUUUACUGUUUGAGCCAGUGCUGGAAUACAGAAGAAAGUGUGUGUAUGACAGAAGACGUGCAACACUGCGUAUAGACUUGUAGACUUAUGUCUAUUGUAUGUGAGGGGAUCAUUCUAGCUCUGGACAUUUAAGUAAGGUGAGUUUCAUGCUAUAAAACUAAACAACUUUCACACAUUUAUAUGUACUGUAUAACUUAUAUAUACUGUACACACACACUGACAGCAGAGGAACAGAAUGAAAAAUCAAUUUACUAUCCUUUCAGAUUCAGAUUUUAUUCACCUCUUAACAGUUUUUGAUUCCUUUCAUGUAACAGCAUGAAACAGGCUUUUUCUCUGUAUGUAAAGAUAAUGGCUUAAUAAUGGUACAAAUGAUUGUCAGACUCUUCAGGUUUUGGUAAGCAAAAGGGGUCCUAUAUUUAGUAUUAUGACUAAUGUUAUUAAUUCAUACAUGACUGUGUGUGUAUAUAUUUGUGAAUGACUAAUCACAGUAUGUCUGAGUAAAUAUCUUUGGAAGGAUGUGUAUAUUGGUUUUGAUAUACUUUAUGUUUAGUGUGUGUAGUAUAAAAAUUUAUUUUUCUUUAAGACUGUUCAUAACUUUUUUAAGUCAGUUACUAGACUGACUGCCACUUUACUAACUGCUAGUGGGUCAAACUAGACUUAAGACACUGUCUUAACAUAAUGGCUGUGUUUGUGCAACUGGCCCCUAAUGUUGAAUGAAUUGUGUGUGUAUGUCAAUGUCAACUUAUUAGGAAAUGGGACCCUUCACAAGGUCAUUUUUGGGGGUCCAUAGCAUUAAAAAGUUUGGAAACCCCUGAGUUGAGACACUUUAAUGUUUAGUUAAACAGAAAGCAAUACAGGAAGGAUGAAGUGUGUUAGAAGAUCUCUGUGUGUGUGUGAGAGUGUGUGAGUGUAUAGGGGUCGAGCAUGUCCACCUGUUUCAGGUCAUGCUCAAGCAUGAAGACAUGCCAAUCAAACCUCAGGGCCAUAUGACAAUAGAGCCUAUAUGACAAAGAACCUUCAGACCACCCCUCUACUAAAUGUGUGUAUGUGUACCUAUUUAACCAAAUUGCUUAUAAAUAUGCAUGUGUGUGUAAUAUUUUGGGGACAAAUUUGUAAAAUUUUGUGUGAGCCAAGUCUGACAAAACCUUCUUGUGGAGACUCAUUUGUAAAAACAGUAUAAAAAUAAAGUAAAUAAAGUUUUUUUCUUUUUUUUAAUGGUAAAAAUGCAGAAAGUUUUCUGUUAGGGUUAGGUUAUUAGAUGCAAAAACAAUAGAAGUCUAUGGAAUUCCCUAUAGAUAUGUUAAUGUGUGUGUGAGUGUGUGUUUGUGUGUGUACUUGUUUUGACUAUACUUGUGAGGACCAAAUGUCCUUACUUAUAUUGUGAAAUACUUUCACAACCAACUAAUUAGGAUAUUUGACUGGUCCUCACUAGUUAAAAACUUCUUUUGGUUAUAAAUCAACCAAAACAAGUUUUUAUUUAAAUCUAGUGUUUUGCACGUUUCUGUGAUGGGUAUGUUUAGGAGUAGGGGUUGGGUUAGGUGAUAGAAAAUAUCAUUGACCUGAUAUAAAAUCAAUGGAAGUCUAUGCAAUGUCCUCACUAAGAUAGCAAAACAAACCUGUGUGUGUGUGUGUGUGUGUGUGUGUGUGUAUGCAUGUGUGUGUUCGUGUUAAUACAUGCUGGAUCUGUUUUAGACCUAAAUUCAUAAUGUUAAAAUAUGUCAGAGUAUUUUUGUAGAGAUGUAUAUUGAAUUGUGCAUGCACAUUUCCUUUUUUCAUUUAGAUGACCUUUUCCAUCACCUAACGCUCAUUUAAAGUUAAUCUUUAAUGACAAUAAUAAUUUAAUAAAGGACAGAAUUAUUAAUCAAAAUUAUCAUUCAAACAAAAUACAAUAGAAUCUAUUUUUAUUGAUUAUUGGCCAUAAUAACCGAUUAUUGGCUUAUCUGUAUGAGCCAGAAUUUUAAUUGCUAUUGAUGCAUCCAAAUAUAUUUGUGUGUAUUUGCAGGUGGGCACGCAACAAUAAUGGGAGACUGGAACAGUCUUGGGAAGCUUUUGGAAAGCGCCCAGGAACACUCCACAGUAGUGGGCAAAGUCUGGCUCACCGUACUCUUCAUCUUCCGUAUCUUGGUGCUCGGUGCUGCCGCAGAGAAGGUUUGGGGCGAUGAGCAGUCCGGUUUCACCUGUGACACCAAACAACCUGGUUGUCAGAAUGUAUGUUAUGAUAUAACCUUCCCGAUCUCUCACAUCCGAUUCUGGGUGCUCCAGAUCAUCUUCGUCUCCACUCCGACACUGAUCUACCUGGGCCACAUCCUGCACCUGCUGCGCAUGGAGCAGAAACAAAAACGCAAUGAGGCGAGCGGGGCAGACAAACAGGCACUUUUGAGCUCCAAAGCUGGAAAAGGUCCUAUACGUGAUGAACAGGGGAAGAUCCGUCUGCAGGGAGUCUUGCUACGCACGUAUGUCUUCAACAUCAUCUUCAAAACACUGUUUGAGGUGGGCUUCAUUGUGGCACAGUACUUCCUGUAUGGAUUUGAGCUGAAGCCACUGUACACCUGCAACAGGUGGCCCUGCCCUAACACUGUCAACUGCUACAUCUCACGACCUACGGAGAAAACCAUCUUCAUCGUGUUCAUGCUGGCCGUGGCCUGUGUCUCUCUGCUGCUCAACCUGGUGGAGAUGUAUCACCUGGGUUUCACCAAGUGCCGACAGGGUCUCCGUUACCGCCGCUCUCAUUCUGUAUGCGACAGUGAAUCUAAAGCACCCAGUGAAGACGCGGUGGUUCCGUUUGUGCCAAACUACCCGUAUUUUCCACCUCACGCUCCUCCUCCGGCUCCCUUUCCCGCCGAGCCGCACUUCAACCUCUCAGAACCCGAUGGAACCUUCCCGCAGCAUGGCAGCCGCUCUGUUUACAAGCAAAACCGCGAAAACAUGGCUGUAGAGCGCAGCGGCAAAUCUGACGCCGCGGAUGUCAGGAUGAAUAAAGCGGCGAAUUCUGUACCCGGAUCGCCCACGAGCCAGCAGCGCAGGCCUAGCCAUUCAAGUCGUUACAGCAACAACAAGACCAGGAUGGAUGACCUCAAAAUCUAACCAGAAGGAAACGAGACUCCAUCACUGAUUCCGGGCUCUCCCGUUCUGAACGCACGAAGUCCCCUCUCUCGCUCACUGGCACUGAGCGUGAUGAGAUUCAUUUACAAAAGUGUCAUUUAGAGUGACAUCAGAAUCAGGGAGUCUGAAUGUAAAUUGAUGUGAUGCUUUACUUGAAUUCAUUUUGUGGGAACACUGCAAUCAUCAAUUGAACAGAUUUAUGAUUGAAUCAUGGACUGAAUCAUAUGGAGUCACAUUUCUGCCACAUAAGAAAAAUAAGAAAAAUUAGAAUUGGCAAGUCAUAAUUAUGAGAUAAAAAGUUGAAAUUAUGACAUACUAAGUCAUAAUUAUGACAUUAAAGAUGAAAUUAUGGUCAAAUUCCAAACUGUGUUUUUGCGCACUUUAGGAAGGCAAUGCAUUUGCAGGGGCCUUCCAAAUGAAAGUGAAAACCUGAAACCCUUCACAAGGGGCCCUUCCACAAGUUCAUUAGUGAAGUUUUUUAAAAAAAACGUCAUUAUAAUGUAUAUUUAUUUGCAAUAAUUAUAUUAAAAGCUGUAAUAAGAAAUUUAUUUUGUAAGAAUGGGCUGCUAGACACCGCUAGACACUGUCAUGAUAAUAUUUCAGGUGAAUAUAAUGAGGAAUUUCUUUCAUUGCUCCCUCUGCCAAGUGCAUUCCAAAUGGCUACAUUAUGACACACAAGUGUCCAAAGUCCCCACAUCAAGGGCUCUUGAGUGAGUAGGGGAUAGGGAUGCUCACUUCCGAUUUUAAUUCACUCUAUGAAAUAAAAGUUAUAAUUAUUACAUAAAAGUCAUAAUUCUAACAAUAAUAUGUUGAAAUUAUGACAAGUCUUUCACAUAAGUCGAAUUUUUAUCAUAAUUAUGAACUUUUGUCAAAAAUAUAACUUUUUAAUGUCAUAAUUUUGACUGUUUAUAUCAUACUUAUAACGUUUUAUCUUUGUUAUAAUUAUGAUUUACCAAAGCAUGAUUUUUUUCUUAUGUGGCAGAAAUGGUCUUCCAUGUUACUUACAGUUAACAGCAAUACAAUUCUUAAGAGACUUAUGGGUAAGAUGUGAAUGUCUGACUUUUUUUUUUUCUUCCUUUCCUUUGAUUUAUUAUGAUUUAUUUAUGAUUUAUUUAUAGUCUUUGAGUGGAGACACUAAUCACAUUUUACAAGGCAAUAGCUUAAAACAGUUGCAUCAUCCAGACUUCAGUUAUAAUUUUUUUUUACCAGGUGUUUACAGUGUCAUCAAUGUGUCUAUGGCCUGUUUAAAUCUUUUUUAGCCAGAGAACCUGCACUGUAUGAAUGUAGUGUCCACACAUUCUCAGCAUGUAAACAUGAUGGAUA